This is a messenger RNA of Centruroides sculpturatus (bark scorpion), 619 nucleotides long. RefSeq lists its product as uncharacterized. Lineage: Eukaryota; Metazoa; Arthropoda; Arachnida; Scorpiones; Buthidae. The transcript has 2 exons. The coding region runs from base 77 to 619 and encodes 180 amino acids. The record is from RefSeq and is a predicted model, not a curated record.
AAAUCUGUCAUUCCCGUUCCGGCAUUCGUCCAUUGUGGUUGUGAUAUUUCAUCGAUCGUAAUUUUUCAAGAGAAUCAUGAGCGUCGACGUACACGGAAGAAAAAGUCAUGAAGCAAGAAAUUCAGCCGAAGAAGAUGAAAAAUUUUACGCUGAAAUUGGAAAAAAAUUUUGGGAACUAUCUAUGAGGGAAAACGUUAUGCCACAGAAGAAAGUUAAUGAUGAGUUAGAUUUAACGUCAUUUGAUCAUUGGGCAAAAGAUCAGAUCCUAUCCUUAAAUACAAGCGGAAGACGACCGGAAGUUAAAAUAAUCGAGGAAGAAGAAUUUGCGGCAUGUCUUGCUCUGGGAGUUCCACUUCGAUAUUUUAAAGAAAAGGAGGAGACAGAAUCUGAUUUAAACAGAAAGUUUCUGUUGUUACUUACAACAUUAAUUCGUGAAAUUCCGACGGCUUUAUUUAGUGAAUUUCAACGCGAUUUUGAAACAAUGGUAAAAAGAUAUAAAUGCAAAGCAAUUUUCCGAAGACAAAUAGCAUAUGAGGAGUAUAACUUGAGUCAGAGAUAUUCAAAGCCCAACUAUGGAUUCACAAUUUUUUGGGCAGAUCCUUCGACACGGCUUAUCUAA